AGGAUAUAAUUAGUUAUAUAUAUAACUAAUAAUAUUAGUUGUAUGUAUAACUAAUUAAGGCUGGAUUAAAUUUAUGGCCGUGAAGAAGAGAGACAAUAAUAACGAUGAUGGCUUCUUCCAAUUUCCUGAUGAUACAAUACUGGAAAUUCUCAAACGAGUUCCUGCAAAGAGUCUAAUGAGGUUCAAGUCUGCAUGCAGGGGCUGGCGAGACACGAUCGCCGACCCUUUCUUCGUCGAAUCUCAACGAAGCCAUGCCCGGAGCCAACCCGGCGGGACCCACCUCGUGUUUUACAACACGCAGUUAUUCUACAUCUUGUUGGCCUACAUCGAGAACUGCGGCUCGAAGCUCCGUGUCGUCACACUCUCCGCCAGAAACAUGAACCUUGAUGUCAUCACAACCACUUCUCCUCCUCCGCGAGACGGCCCUCAUAAUAAACCUCUCAGCCACUCAAAUGUUGUCUGCGGUCUCGUAUGUAUCUAUAUACACGAUUUCAUUUCUACUCCCGAAGGAGAAGAACCCACCCUUUGGUUGUUGAACCUCACCACCAUGGAAAAGAAAGCCCUUCCGACGCCAAGGUCGGACGACACGCGUCAUGAGAACGCAAGGUGCACAUAUUUUCUGGGGCUCGAUUCGUUGACAAAACAUCACAAAAUCCUUCACUAUCACGAAAGCGAGUGCCAUGUCUUGACGGUGGGAGACAAGAAAUGGAGUCGAGUCUUGGGUCCAAUCCCUCAACAACUCCAAGUGGUCGAGGCGGUGUCUAUGGAGGGAAGAAUCUGUUUCAAAAGUGGAAACAUAGACCUUCGGGCCCUCACAUUCUUUGAUUUGAAUGAGGGUAAAUUCCGACAUAUUUCCUACCCACAAGAUUAUCUUCCUCGGCAGAUUGCUACAGGUUGGCUUCGCAUCCCUUACUUUUUACAAGAGAUUUUCGAGCUUGGAGGAAAGUUGGGUAUAGUGGACGGCCUGAGGGUUUGGGUAUUGGAAGACGACAAUGGCAGUUGGGUUGAGAAAAAAAUAACCCUUCCCAAGGACGUUUAUAACGGAGAGUUGGUUGGUGUUAAGGGAAAAAAUGAGAUCAUCGUCAAGUCUUCUCAAGGGAGAGAUGUGAUCCCAAGGUAUUACAUUUAUGAUUUCGACACGGGUGGGUGUAAAGAAGAACCCGAGAUUUCUCUCCACGACUUGAGCUUCAAGAAAUAUUUAUCUCAAUCAAAUAUCUCCUCAAGAUAUUGUAGCACUACACUCCUCAGCUAUAUUGAAAAUAUCACUCCAUUGUAAGAAGAAACUAGUCUGUUAUGA
Molecule: messenger RNA, 1297 nt
Organism: Cuscuta campestris
Lineage: Eukaryota; Viridiplantae; Streptophyta; Magnoliopsida; Solanales; Convolvulaceae
Source: the annotation of a GenBank genome assembly